Messenger RNA from Raphanus sativus (radish), 3348 nucleotides. Its product is annotated as disease resistance protein RML1A. Gene Ontology annotation, molecular function: ADP binding. Gene Ontology annotation, biological process: defense response; signal transduction. The record is from RefSeq and is a predicted model, not a curated record. Lineage: Eukaryota; Viridiplantae; Streptophyta; Magnoliopsida; Brassicales; Brassicaceae.
CUGAGUGAAAGGACUUUACCAUCUUCACAUCUGGCUCAUCGGGAGAGACUUUCAUCGAUACUCUGCUCUCAUGGCUUCUUCUUCCUCUUCUUCCUCGCCUCGCACAUGGAGAUACCGCGUCUUCACGAGCUUCCACGGACCUGACGUCCGCAAAACCUUCCUCACUCACCUACGCAAGCAGUUUAACUGCAACGGGAUAUCGAUGUUCGACGAUCAAGGGAUCGAGAGAGGCCACACCAUCGCCCCUGCUCUCACACAAGCGAUCAGAGAAUCGAGGAUCUCUAUCGUGGUGUUAACGAAGCACUAUGCUUCUUCCAGGUGGUGUUUGGAUGAGCUUUUGGGGAUUCUGAAAUGCAAGGAAGAGAUCGGGCAGAUAGUGAUGACCAUCUUCUACGGAGUAGAUCCUUCCGAUGUUCGGAAACAAACCGGAGAUUUCGGGAAAGUCUUCAAGGACACAUGCCGUCGUAAAACAGAGGAAGAGAGGCGAAGAUGGAGCCAAGCUUUGACCGAUGUGGGAAACAUAGCUGGGGAACACUUUCUCAACUGGGACAAGGAAUCGGAGAUGAUUGAAAAGAUUGCGAGAGAUGUCUCAAACAAGCUUAAUGCUACAAUCUCUAGGGAUUUUGAAGACAUGGUUGGUAUUGAAGCACACUUGGAUAAGAUGCAGUCUUUGUUACAUUUAGAUGAUGAGGAUGGAGCUAUGUUUGCUGGAAUCUGUGGCCCUGCUGGCAUUGGUAAGACUACCAUUGCUAGGGCUCUACAUAGUCGACUCUCUAGCAGUUUUCAUCUUACUUGUUUUAUGGAGAAUCUUCGAGGAAGCUGUAAUAGUGGUCUCGACGAGUAUGGAUUGAAACUGCGUUUACAAGAGCUACUUCUUUCAAAGAUUUUUAACCAGAAUGAUAUGAGGAUAUACCAUUUAGGUGCGAUACCGCAAAGAAUGUGUGACCAAAAAGUUCUUAUCAUUCUUGAUGAUGUGGACGAUCUGCAGCAGCUUGAGGCUCUGGCUGAUGAAACUAACUGGUUUGGUGAUGGAAGCAGGAUUGUGGUGACCACGGAAGAUCAAGAGCUUUUGGAGCAACAUGGUAUCAACAAUACAUACUAUGUGGAUCUUCCGACUGACGACGAGGCUCGUAAGAUUUUUUGUAGAUAUGCUUUCAGACGGAGCUUAACACCAUAUGGUUUUGAAACUCUUGUCGAAAGAACAACAGAGCUUUGUGGCAAACUUCCUUUUGGUCUCCGUGUUCUUUUACGCGGAAAGAAAGAAGACGACUGGGAAAGUAUAUUGCAAAGGCUAGAAAAUAGCAAUAUACCAAAGAUCGAUGCAGUACUUAGAGUUGGAUACGACAGUUUACAUGAGAACGAACAAACUCUGUUUCUCCUCAUUGCCAUCUUCUUCAACUACCAAGACGAUGGUCACGUGAAAACAAUGCUCGCUGACACUAACUUGGAUGUCAGACUCGGCUUGAAAACUCUCGCUUAUAAGUCUCUCACAAAAAUAUCUAGCCAAGGAAAAAUAGUGAUGCACAAGUUACUACAACAAGUGGGCAGACAAGCAGUUCAAAGACAAGAGCCUUGGAAACGUCGGAUCUUAAUUGAUCCUCAAGAGAUCUGCGAUGUUCUUGAGCCUUGGAAACGCCAAGUCCUAACUGAUACCGAUGAGAUUCGCGAUGUCCUUGAAAAUGAUUCUGGUAGUAGAAAUUUGAUGGGGGUAUCUUUUGAUAUGUCUACAAUCUUACACGACAUGGAUAUUAGCGCAAGAGCUUUUACAAGUAUGCGUAAUCUUCGAUUUCUCAAGGUCUACAAAACAAGAUGUGAUACAAAUGUUAGAGUGCAUUUACCCGAGGACAUGGAGUUUCCACCUCGUCUGAGGUUAUUACACUGGGAGGUAUACCCGAGAAAGUUUCUUCCUCGUACAUUUUGUACUGAACAUCUUGUGGAACUCUAUUUAAGAGAUACCGAGCUCGAGCAAUUAUGGGAGGGAACCCAGCCCCUCACAAAUCUCAAGAAGAUGUUUUUGGGUUCGUGCCUGUAUCUUAAGGAACUUCCGGAUCUUGCAAAAGCUACAAACCUAGAGAAAUUGAGGUUGGAUCGGUGCAGGAGUUUGGUAGAGAUUCAUUCCUCUGUUGGAAACCUUCAUAAACUAGAGAGUUUGGAAGUGGCUUUCUGUUAUAAUCUACAGGUUGUUCCGAAUCUUUUCAACUUGGCAUCUCUUGAAUCAUUCAUGAUGGUGGGAUGCUACCAACUGAGGAGUCUUCCAGAUAUUUCUACGACCAUCACAGAACUCUCAAUCCCAGACACACUGUUAGAAGAGUUUACUGAACCAAUUAGGCUCUGGUCUCACCUUCAGAGACUCGAUAUAUAUGGCUGUGGGGAAAAUUUGGAGCAAGUGCGAAGUGACAUAGCUGUUGAGAGAAUUCCAGACUGCAUCAAAGAUCUCCAACGGUUAGAAGAACUAACUAUAUUUUGCUGUCCAAAACUUGUAUCACUGCCAGAGCUCCCUAGGUCGCUCACAUUACUAAUAGUAUACGAAUGUGAUUCACUGGAGACACUAGCACCUUUCCCUUUAGGUUCUGAGAUUGAAGCUCUCUCUUUUCCCGAAUGCUUCAGAUUGGAUCGAGAAGCAAGGAGAGUAAUUACCCAGCUGCAAUCAUCAUGGGUAUGCCUACCUGGAAGAAAUAUACCUGCGGAGUUCCAUCACCGGGUUAUAGGAAAUUUCUUGGCCAUAUGCUCAAAUGCAUACCGAUUUAAGCUUUGUGCCGUGGUUUCCCCUAAACAGGUGAUGGUGGAAGAUGAAGAUAUAGAAUUACUGUGUCACAUACUCAUAAAUGGUUGCCCCAUGAAGAGCCCCAUUAAGAGCAUAUAUAAUCUUAGGAUUAGAAUCCAAUCAGAACAUCUGUUUAUAUUUCCCUCCACAAUGCUCAAGGAAGACCGACAGCUUGGACAAUACAGUGAGAUAUUGUUCAAAUUUAGCACCACAUCUCAGAACACUGAAAUUAUUAAAUGUGGUGUCCAAAUCUUGAGGGACAGAAGAAGCUGUGAUUCUAAGUCAGAACAAGACGACGAUGAAAGUCUCUACAGCAGCCUUGACUAUGAUGCACCAAGAGUAGAUACCAUUAACUUACUAAAGGAACAUAAAGACUUGAUAAGUGAUUAUUUCACAUCAUUCUUUUCCUUGUGAGUUCAAUUUCAGGUGGUUCCUUUGUAUAACUUCCUUUUAAGACUGGGGUAUGUGAUCAUGUCCUAGUCAUCUUUGUAUUUUACAUUUUUACCCGUCAAGACAAUGUUCAUUAGUUGUGUAUGGACUUCAGCUAUCUAGUCGUUUUUUAAUUUUGUUCACGUUGUUGACAA